Molecule: messenger RNA, 414 nt
Organism: Cyphellophora attinorum
Lineage: Eukaryota; Fungi; Ascomycota; Eurotiomycetes; Chaetothyriales; Cyphellophoraceae
Product: 12-oxophytodienoate 7
Exons: 1
Coding region: 1-414 (137 amino acids)
Molecular function (GO): FMN binding; oxidoreductase activity
Source: RefSeq, a predicted model, not a curated record
AUGUCUGCUCUCCUCCAGCCUCUGACCAUGCCUAGCGGCAUUCGCCUCCCGAACCGUCUCGCGAUGGCCUCCAUGACCCGCAAUCGCUGUGUCGACAACCACAAACCCGGUCCAGCAACCGUCCAAUACUACUGCGACCGCGCCCGAAACGGCCCCGGCAUAAUCAUCAGCGAAGGUCUGCUGGUCGACUGGGCUGGCGUUGACUACCCACAUGCGCCAUUCCUCGUUGCUGAUGAGCAAGCGGCGGCGUGGAAGAAGGUGGUCGAUGGCGUUCAUCGGGAGGGUAGACUGAUGUAUUGGCAGGCAUGGCAUGCCGGUGUGUUUGCGCCGUCUUUUCCUGGUGAUGACAAGCUGAGAUCGGUGUGGGCAAGAGAAUGGAUUUUGCUGAUCUUUGGCACAUACGCUGAUUCGUGA